AUGCAGGGCUACACGGAUCCUGACGUUGACACACAGAACCAUCCCCGUCCCGAUCCAAGCAAGGGGAACAACCGAGCAGCACGAAAGACAGACUUUUCUGAAAUCGUGCGCAAUCAGAUCCUCUGCGCGAAACGAACAGCUCAAGCAUGUGAUCGAUGCAAGGUCAACAAGUUGAAAUGCGACACCAACCCGGACGGCUGCACCAAUUGCACCCGGAUGAACCAGCAGUGCUUCGUCACCGACCGCAUCACCGGCGAGACGGCCGUCCGCGGCGCCCUCCGCCAGGUCCAGGCCUGCAACGAUCGUCUCCAGGCCGAGAACCAGCGCUUGACGCUGUUAAACCGUCCGGCUGGAGGAGGAGAAUUCCCAACUACGGCAUGA
Messenger RNA from Penicilliopsis zonata CBS 506.65, 381 nucleotides. RefSeq lists its product as hypothetical. The coding region runs from base 1 to 381 and encodes 126 amino acids. The transcript has 3 exons. NCBI's taxonomy places the organism in Eukaryota, Fungi, Ascomycota, Eurotiomycetes, Eurotiales, Aspergillaceae. Gene Ontology annotation, biological process: regulation of DNA-templated transcription. The record is from RefSeq and is a predicted model, not a curated record. Gene Ontology annotation, molecular function: DNA-binding transcription factor activity, RNA polymerase II-specific; zinc ion binding.